Perognathus longimembris pacificus (Pacific pocket mouse) is the source of this 1508-nucleotide messenger RNA. RefSeq names its product protein phosphatase 1 regulatory subunit 36 (gene Ppp1r36). Lineage: Eukaryota; Metazoa; Chordata; Mammalia; Rodentia; Heteromyidae. Gene Ontology annotation, biological process: negative regulation of phosphatase activity. The transcript is spliced from 11 exons. Gene Ontology annotation, molecular function: phosphatase binding. The coding region runs from base 143 to 1345 and encodes 400 amino acids. The record is from RefSeq and is a predicted model, not a curated record.
GCCCGGACCCAGCGGCCUACCUAGCACAGCGUCCUCGGCCCGUCGCCGGCGGGUCGCCGCAUGUCCUGCGCCCGCGAACCCCCAGAACGGGCCGGAGAGGGCUGAACUCGGCAGCCGGUCAGCACUGAGGCCCGGCCCCCGGAUGAACUACUUGAAGACCAGGCUUCCUCCCCCGAGCGGGAUCCUCGGAGAGGAGAAAUCGCAAUGGGGAUUACGAUUAGGGAUGUGGUACUGGAAAGAUGACACCAAAACUCUGGAAUUCAGAAGUUUUGUACCUGCGAUAGAAAACAGGGACAAAGGAAAGAAAGGCAAAGGAGUUCACUUUGCUGAAAUGGAUGGCCCCGCGACGGAAAGGUUGACAGAUAAACGGCAUGCUUCUAGAGAGGACAAGUCAACCAAAGCCCUGGAGAAACGAAGCCAGCAGGGGACUGUCACGCUGGACGAUGUUAAGUUUGUUGCUUUGCUUUCAUUAGAAGCUACUGAGAUGCAGCGGAUCUGUUCUUUUACCACAUUCCUGAGAAAUAAGAAUCUUGAUGGUUUCCUCAUGGCAUUAUUAUACUAUUUAUCUCAUUACUUGGAAAAAAACUCACUGGAAAAGAAACCCAAAAGCUACAUGGUGGGCCUAGUAGAGAAAAAAGAGAUGGAGCUGGUUUUGAGUAAGUUGGAAGCAGCCCAGAAAUACUUGGCAAAGAAAUACUGUUUCCUGGUGCUGGGCCUUGGCAUGCCGGACAAGCAUCACAUGGCCUGUGGAAAGGAAAAAAUAUCAGACACACAAAAAGACUGGAAAUUCUUUGAGUCCUUUUAUACUUUCUGUACACACGUAGCUUGGAUUGUCUUCCGACGUCAAAAUUUGAUAGAGAUUGAAGAUGAAGUCGGAAGGCUUUUCCGUAGCAACAUGUUCAACAUUUCUCGAAGAAAGCGUGAAGAUGCACAAUUGGGAGGAGAAAAGAAACGCAUGACUUUGGUACAAUUCAGGAGAAUGAUGGCAAAACGCCCAGCAAUUAAAAAGGCCAUGGACAUGCGCUCUCCAGUCAUGUCUACCCUGCUACCAUCUCUCAGAGAGAAAGCUCAGCAUAUCAUUGAGAGAAAGUACCAGGCAGGCACCAAACCCCCAGCCCACGCACCCAAGCACAUGCUAAGUCCGGACUCUGUGCCCAUGCCAGUAGUUGGCAUCCUGGGGGAGCCUCGAUAUAUGUUCAACCUGCAUACCCUCACCCCCCUUGAUCCGGAAGAGAAUGUGAAGCCAUCGGGAAGAAAUGCUUCCCUGAUAGAGAGAAAUAACCUGCGGGUGCAGGAGUUCCUGGACACGGCCCUGUGGACCCUAUCCUUCCAAAACCCCAAGUGACGCAGCGCAUCCCCCCCCCCCAACGGGUCCCACAGUUGAACUCAACUACUUUACCAGAUUAAUGUAAGACUACUACUUGUUAUUAUUAUUAAAAUAUCCUUAAGAUUGUUCAAAUUCUUUUUGGCCCAAAUUAUUUUGUUGAAAGUUCAACAAUAUAGACUAU